Molecule: messenger RNA, 1029 nt
Organism: Gilbertella persicaria
Lineage: Eukaryota; Fungi; Mucoromycota; Mucoromycetes; Mucorales; Choanephoraceae
Exons: 3
Coding region: 1-1029 (342 amino acids)
Cellular component (GO): nucleus
Source: RefSeq, a predicted model, not a curated record
AUGCCUGUUCCCGUUGAAUACAACUCCAUUCGCCGUAUGAGCACUAUUACUGUGCCCAAGCAAGACAUUAGCUUUGAUACAUAUGACUUUCAACUUUGUGUGCCACAAAAUGACAUUAAAGACACUUUCGAAUCAAAAGAUCUUGAAGCUUCCUUUUGUCGUGACUUUGCUUGUUGUGGUCUUAUUUUGAACGACCUUCAUGAUUUGCUGCAACACUAUGAAGAGUGUCAUGUUCGCUUGGAAGAUGAUGAAAGUAGCUUGUUUGAUGAUGAUACCGAUAGCUGGUCUCCUUCCCUCUCUUUCUCUUCUAUCGAUGGUGACUCUACUCCUAGCAGCCCUAUUUUAGAGGAAAACGACCUUUCAAACAUUGAUGUUAUCAAGAAGAGAGCUGCUGCGUACCUUUCUGAUCUCUACAAUGCCACAAAUGCUGCGGCUACUUCUAGCAUUGAGGACGAAGUUAAUGAAGAACCUGCUGCCAGCAGCACAAAGAAGUCCGGAAAAAAGAGAUCUUACAGUCAAUACAGUGGUUCUUCUCCCUCUGCCUUGGAUCUUUUGACUCAAUCCGCUGCUAAAAAAUUGGCUAUGGCUUCUUCACUCAACGGUGAUCUUCCUACACCUAUUAUGACUGAUGAAGAUUUCCUUGCUCAAGCUGGCGCUUUGUUAGCCACUGCUAAUUCAAUUUUCCCACUCGACUCUAAUGCUGAUAAGCCUUACAAGUGUCCUGUAUCUGGCUGUGACAAAGCCUACAAGAAUCCCAAUGGCCUUAAAUACCACAAUCAACAUGGUCAUUGUAAUCUCCUUGAUGAAGAAAAUGAAAACAGUCUUUCUAAGCCCUAUCAAUGCACCAUCGGUGAAUGUGGCAAGCGUUACAAGAACUUGAAUGGCUUAAAAUACCAUAUUGAACAUUCCCAUAUGGCUGCAUUGAACCAAACCUUGGCUACCUUUGGCUCUACUCUCUUCUCUGCUCCUCCAUCACCUACAUCUACCUCAUCACCCAUGCUCAACUCUGUUUCUGGUUCAUUAUUCUAA